GUCAUACUCCUGCGACGGAAUUUACCACGUGGGAAGGAUUUAGCUGUGUCGAUGAGGUAAACAACCGCAGUGUAGCUUGGCUGUAUUUGUCCAUAAAAUAUAUAUUUCCAUUUCAUUUUGAACAAGCCUUAAGUUUUGCUUUGUAAAGCGGUUCUCUCUAGACCAUGCCCCACAACCCCGAUCAUCCUCCGGCGAAGAAAUUUAAGCCGGGGUCUCCUUUUUUCCGUCUUGACAAGAAGCCUGGGAUGCUGCUACCUAGAAAGGAAAAUGCAUCGGUACCAAUAGACGUGCAAAGGAAAAAUCUUCCCAUUUACCAGGCGAAGUCUCAACUUAUUAACCAGCUUAGACAGCUUCAUAGUGCUGUAUUGAUAGGUGAGACGGGUUCUGGGAAGACCACCCAGAUUCCUCAGUACCUGUAUGAAGCUGGCAUCGCGCGACAGGGCAUCGUCGCUGUGACACAGCCACGCCGAGUGGCAGCGAUCUCCCUGGCAACGCGGGUAGCAGAGGAGAAGAGAACUCAGCUGGGGAAGCUGGUUGGCUACACGGUGCGAUUUGAGGAUGUCACCUCCUCGGAGACGAAGCUGAAGUUCAUGACAGAUGGUAUGCUCCUGCGUGAGGCCAUAGGAGACCCCUUACUACUACGCUACACCGUGGUGGUGCUGGAUGAGGCCCACGAGCGCACUGUGCACACUGACGUGCUUUUCGGAGUGGUUAAGGCUGCCCAGCGCAAACGCAGAGAACAGAACAAGAUCCCCCUCAAGGUGAUUGUAAUGUCAGCCACCAUGGACGUGGACCUGUUCUCUCAGUACUUCAACAAGUCUCCUGUGCUGUACCUGGAGGGCAGGCAGCAUCCCAUCCAGAUGUACUACACCAAGCAGCCCCAGUCAGACUACCUGCAGGCUGCACUGGUGUCAGUCUUCCAGAUCCAUCAGGAAGCCCCUGCGUCACAUGACAUCCUGGUGUUCAUGACAGGACAGGAGGAGAUAGAGGCGCUGGCUCGUACCUGCCGUGACAUCGCCAAGCACCUCCCUGACAGCUGUGGUCCCAUGACUGUCAUCCCCCUGUACGCCUCCUUACCCCCUUUACAGCAGCUCAGAGUCUUCCAGCCUGCACCGAAGGGUUGUAGGAAGGUAAUCCUGUCAACCAACAUUGCAGAGACGUCGAUCACCAUCUCGGGGAUCAAAUACGUCAUUGAUACAGGCAUGGUGAAAGCAAAGCGUUUUAACCCAGAGAGCGGUCUGGAGGUGUUGGCAGUGCAGCGGGUAUCUAAAGCCCAGGCGUGGCAGAGGGCGGGCAGGGCUGGCAGAGAGGACUCCGGCUCCGUCUACCGUCUCUACACCGAGGACGAGUUUGACAACCUCAUCCCCAUGACCGUGCCUGAGAUACAAAGGUGUAACCUGGCCAGUGUCAUGCUACAGCUUCUGGCUCUGGGGAUCCCUGACGUGAUGAACUUUGACUUCAUGUCUAAGCCUUCUCCUGAGGCGAUGCGUUCGGCGGUGGAGCAGCUGGAUCUACUAGGGGCUGUAGGGAGGAAAGGUGAGCAGGUCACCCUCACUCCUCUGGGCAAGAAGAUGGCCAGCUUCCCCCUGGAGCCACGCUAUGCCAAGACCAUCUUGCUGUCACCAGACUUCCAGUGUUCUGAGGAGGUGCUGACCAUCGUGUCUCUGCUGUCGGUGGACACGGUGCUCUAUAACCCGCCCGCACGCCGAGAGGAGAGUCUCGCCGCACGCAAGAAGUUCACCACCAGCGAGGGAGAUCACUUGACACUGCUCAACAUCUACAGAGCCUUCAAGAAAGUAAACGCCAACAAGGAGUGGUGUCGGGAGAACUUUGUCAACAGCAGGAACAUGAGCAUGGUUGGAGAGGUCCGUGCACAGCUCCGAGAGAUUUGCCUAAAGCUGAGCAUGAAGCUGGAGUCGUGUGGGUCGGACACGGGGAGCGUGCGUCGCUGCCUGGCCCACGGUCUGUUUAUGAACGCUGCAGAGCUGCAGCCAGAUGGCAGCUACACGGCCCUGGAUACCCACCAGCCUGUUGCCAUCCACCCCUCCUCUGUCCUCUUCCAGGCCAAGCCUGCUUACGUAGUCUUCAAUGAGCUCCUGCACACCUCCAAGUGCUACAUGAGGGACCUGUGUCUGGUGGAUGCUGAUUGGCUGGUCGAGGCCGCGCCUGAGUACUUCCGCCGGAAGCUACGCCCCACCAAGAGCUAGCCUCUGAUUGGACAGGACUCUGGGGUGACGAGAGGCUACAGCAGAACCAAACCUCCCUGAGCAGUGACACACCUGACCCACGUCUCCCUCGGUGUCAAUAGGAACUGGAUGGAGGCAUGAUGGGAAGAACAUCUUUCUACUCUUUCCUGUUUGCUGAAUCGCUCGUGUCUGUUUACACAAAGCGUAGAAAGACUCUUCAGGACUGCUCGUGUCGAAGACAGAACAUUUAGCAUUUGGUCUGACAGUUUGGCAGCGUUCAGACAAGCAGACCAAUUCUAAACUUUUUUUCACUAAUUGGUCUUUUUGAAUAAUCAGAUCAGCUCGGAAACAUAUUUGAUGUGAUUGGUUAACAGACCAAUUAGUGGGGGGGGGGACUCAGAAUUGGGCUGCCUGUCUAAAUUCAGCCAAAUAGAGGGGGGUCUGGGUGAGGGUUCCUCUCUGGGUUCUUCUACCUAUUCAUGGGAAAGCGGCCAUGUUUUAUUACAGCAGACGUCUGCUGAACCAUAGAAGAGCUAGAUUCCCCUGACCUAGAUCUGAGGUUACAAACUAAUGUUCCUGUAACUGUGGUUACGAACUGACCUUUUCCUUGUUCAUUCUACUCUCCUCUAGCUGUUGGCUAAUCAUUGCUUGUUGCCACAUAUUUGCUUCACAACCAGAAAUGAGGUUUCAUCAUGAUUGAGUUCAAACACUGAUUCUAAAUAUCUGCAUGUUUCUUGGCAACAUAGAUUGACUCACAGAAGUGGGAUGGCAUGGUUAUUCCUUCAAACAAAUAUAUUCAACAACUGACUUGAAUUGGCUGUUCAUAUUUAAAUUCUGGCCCCUUGGUCUAACUUAUUGGCUGUUUGUCACUUGCUUAGAAAACAGAGGACAUAUAUAACAUAACUGCCAUUCCAUGUACAUAAUAUUUUCUGUUGACAUAUUGAAAUAUAUAGAUAUAUCACAGGAUUGAAUUAGAUGUUUUAAGCAGCAGUUUACAUAAACACUUGGGCAUAGGUUGAUUUUUGUUUUGAGUUUAGUCACACACAUCUACGGUACAUCAACUACCAGGGAAAUGAGUGAUAAUGCUGACUAAGAUGAAGGAAAAAGGAAACUGCACACUGCUUCUUGAUAGUAGCACCGAUAUUUAAUAAGCUUUACGUAUCGGCCACACGGCCUUCGUCAGAGCUUUGACGAUACGUAAAGCUUAUUAAAUAUCGGUGAUACUAUCAAGAGCAGUGUGCAGUUUCCUUUUUCCUUCAUCUUGUUCAAUUGUUGCCAUGGCACUUGCAAAUCAGAUUGCUCAGAUGUGCGAGUGCCUUUUGGAAUUGAUAUUGCUGACUAAAAAUGACUCGUCUGUCAUUUGUCCUGAAAGGAUAGCGAGACAUCUGUCCACAUCAUUUGAGGUGGGCGGUCAUAGUGUGGAGGUUGUGUGUGUGUGGCUGGGUUAAUACGUUAUGGCGUCUGUCAGUUGAGGUGGUGUAGGAGGAGCGUAAUUGAAUGUCUUUCAUUAACAAACACCUGCUUUUUCAAACUGUUCACUCACUAUUACCUGAUGCAUGCUCCUGCUGCAGUAACUGGCAGCUCCAAAGACCGAUGCAUUGACCCUCUGGGUAAAUGGACUUCAAAGCUUAUUGUGAAGUUGGUCACAUCAGUUAGCCUGUUUUUAAAUGUGGAGCACUGUUGCACAAAUUCCUGCUAAACCAUGUCAAGUAGGUGUACUUGUACAUUGAUAAUGCAAUGCAUGGAGAUUUUAUAUAGUAGGAAUUGAUUUGAUUACUCAGGUCUUUGAUACACUUGUAAAAUGUCUUGAAUGAAAUGGAUUGUAUUUAUUCGCUGUUCUCUUUUUGUAUUGUUCAGAGCAACCUGAGGAUUGAAGCUGUGGCGGCGGGAUUUGAACAGGGUGUCUGUUGUGCGGACAUGGCAUUCUUCACCCAUCUUUCUAUUGUAAAAAAAAAAAAAAAAAAAGAUAAUACGUAAAUAAUAUUGUCUUUAAACUAAAUGAAUGCCACAUUUAGAUCUUGAAGAGCAUCUUAACAUGUGAUUCCUAAAAUAUUUCUUUACGGAGAAUAUAAUAAUCAGAUAAUGUCCCAAAACAAGAAUGAUUGAUUAAAUGGGUGUGAUAGGUUUACACGAUAACCAAUGGUCAUAUGUUUGAUUGAAACGUCAUUGAUGACAGAAUAUUUGCAGUGUUUUAUUGGAUGAUUAACAACCUGACCUGAGUGUGUUGAAAGGCAAAAGAUUAUAGUGGCGGAUGUGACAGGGUGACUUUAUAUUAUAUAUGCUGGUUAUUAUAUCCACUUGUUUUUUCUAAUGAAUUAAACAACUUUUCCUCAUCAA
Molecule: messenger RNA, 4523 nt
Organism: Salvelinus fontinalis (brook trout)
Lineage: Eukaryota; Metazoa; Chordata; Actinopteri; Salmoniformes; Salmonidae
Gene: dhx33
Product: DEAH (Asp-Glu-Ala-His) box polypeptide 33
Exons: 12
Coding region: 165-2207 (680 amino acids)
Biological process (GO): positive regulation of transcription by RNA polymerase I
Cellular component (GO): nucleolus; intracellular anatomical structure
Molecular function (GO): RNA binding; ATP binding
Source: RefSeq, a predicted model, not a curated record